Messenger RNA from Loa loa (African eye worm), 348 nucleotides. RefSeq lists its product as hypothetical. The transcript has a single exon. The record is from RefSeq and is a predicted model, not a curated record. NCBI's taxonomy places the organism in Eukaryota, Metazoa, Nematoda, Chromadorea, Rhabditida, Onchocercidae. The coding region runs from base 1 to 348 and encodes 115 amino acids.
AUGCACAUACGCAUAAACUCACACACAUAUACGCGCAUAGUUGUAUACAUACACACACACGUAAACAGACGUGCGCAAACGCAUACACGCAGAGACGCAUACGCGCGUACAUGUCUGUACAUGCAUAAACACAUGGAUUCAUACACGCAAACACGCAUACAUACAAUUCAUACACGCGUACAAGCACAGACUUAUACACGCGUGCACACAUACACGCAUACACGCAUGCAUGCAUACACGCAUAAAUGCAUCGAGACACACAUGCAUAGACGCAUGCACGCAUAUGUAAAGGUGUGUAAAAUUUACACGUAUACAAAGUAUCGGAAGCAUGACCGAGAGAAACAAUAA